Molecule: messenger RNA, 3223 nt
Organism: Girardinichthys multiradiatus
Lineage: Eukaryota; Metazoa; Chordata; Actinopteri; Cyprinodontiformes; Goodeidae
Gene: she
Product: Src homology 2 domain containing E
Exons: 6
Coding region: 455-1942 (495 amino acids)
Molecular function (GO): phosphotyrosine residue binding
Source: RefSeq, a predicted model, not a curated record
CAUGCCAUCACUUCACUUGGGUGGCUGACUAGACGCAUUCGCAUCUCACGGUCUGGGAAUGGGAUCUUUACUGAGUUCAAAGAAAAACUUCCAAUUCUUUCGAGUUUACGCUCUGCAGAAGCUGCUCUUCAAACUGCAGGGAUAGUUGUCGCUGCAGGUGCAGGGUUUAUAUCAGCGCACACUGAAAAGAAAACCUCUCCAAGACGCACUAGAGCUUCAGGAAGUAUCAGGCGCAAGAAACUAUCACGUUAUCUGAAAUUCCGCUCUGUUCAGUUGGAUUCUAGCUGCAUAUCAAGUCAGGUCAACGUAGAAGUAACGAAAUAAGCGUGCGUAAACGUUGGAGCUGUUACGCAUGGGUGACGGUUAGUCUGAGGAGGCCCCUAAUGCAAGAAAAAGUUGAAGGACACGGAUUUUUUGGCGUUUAAAACCUGGGAGAAGUGUUACAUUUGCAGUCAUGGCAAAAUGGUUCCGAGAUUUCCCAAUCAACCUGAAAAAUGGGACUGAGAGGGUCCGCUCGGCCUCUGAGUCUGGUUCACAAACUAGACCCAAACCCACAUUUUCACGGGACAGUUUGAAAGGAAAUCAACGUAAAGAUGGUGGUGUGGGGAGCCUGUUGGCUGGGAGAAACAGGAAAAACUCUGCCACCGAGCUUGGACGCAACAACGCUGGUUAUGGGGGGACUGUCUGGGACAGCCUUACCACUGGGAAAGGUCGAAAAAACUCCAAGACCGAGACUGGGGGAUCAGAUGAAAACCGCCAGGUGAGAAGCUCCAGUCUGGCGCAGGCGUACAUCAGCAGGAUGAUCAAGGUGGACAAGCAGGACAAGAACCCCAAACUUGACGGGAUAAGUGAACAGAAGCUUUCCGAGAACGAGAAGGCAAAGUCGGACAUAAAAACUACGUUGAUAAUUCUGGAGGAUUAUGCAGAUCCUUUCGAUGCGGAAAAAACAAAAGAGCAGCGAGAGGCAGAGAGAGCAGGGGUGAAUGAUGGCUACAUGGAGCCAUAUGAUGCCCAGGUCAUCAUCACAGAUGUUCGUCGGCGGGGCUCCAAAGACCUUCUGAAAGUGUGCGUCCUGUUGGACCGAGGUCAGCAAGAGGGGAAGGGGGAAGACGGAACGUCUUCUCCCCCUAACAUCUACGACACACCCUACGAAGGUGGACUGGAGGGCGACAGUGAGGGUGUGUGGAUCCCUGUCACACGACCGGAGUCUGAUGCUCGUCCGGCCGGAGAGUAUGAACUGCCUUGGGAGUGGAGAAAGGAGGACAUUGUCAGAGCAUUGUCAGCUCAGUUUGAGGGGGUGGAUUGUUCUUCCAGUAUAGAGAAUACUCCGACCUCCGGCCGUCAGCAGCAGCCGCAGCAGCAGACUCUGAGGGCAAGGAACUGGAGCCACAAGGCUCUUGUCUCAACGUCUGCAUCAACUUCCUCCUCCACGUCCUUUCCAUCUUCUCCUAUUCUUAAACUGUCUCCUCUGACCUCACCAUCUCCUUCUUACCCCACGCUCAAGCUCUCACCCCUCUCACCCUCGUCCAGUCCGACUAAGAUGUCCCCUCCAUCCCCUACUUCCCCCAGUUUCCCACUGGAUGGGGAGAUGGCCAAAAUGGACUGCAGCCUGCCCCUGGAGAAGCAGAGCUGGUACCACGGGAGUGUGAGCCGGCAGCAGGCUGAGGCUCAGCUGCAGCGCUGCAGGGAGGCCAGCUUCUUAGUGAGAGACAGCGAAUCGGGAACCAGCAAAUACUCCAUUGCUCUGAAGACCAGUCAAAGUUGUGUUCACAUCAUUGUGGCCCAGACUAAGAGCUGCAAGGGCUUGGGCUACACGCUGGAUCAGAGCAGCUGUGUUUUUUCCAGCAUCCCCGACCUGGUCUAUCACUACUGCUCUCACAGACUGCCUUUCACCGGAGCACAGCACAUGACCCUGCAGCACCCAGUGGCCCGGCAGCACUGAAACAAAAAAAAAUAGGAAACGCCUUCAGAGGCCACUGCACAUGACUCUCCAGAGACACUAUUGCACACACACACACACACACACACACUCCAUAAAACCCUUUAAUAAAUGGGUGCACAAACUGGAGGAUAUGCUGCUUUACAAGCCAUCUUGUGUGUGCCUUUUGGGUUUGUAUUGUGUCAAUACACCACGUAGUGGCAAUGUCAGACACUUAAAUUCAGUACAUCCUACUGUAGAGCUGGCUUUUACAAAAUUGUCAAAAAUUGAAUCAAUGAAACCUGAACAGGAAAGUAGCAAAUUUAUUUGUACUCCGUGGUGCAUCUGACUCAUUCUACAGAAAAUCGACCAUACAUCACAUCAACUGAUGCCCCUAAGGACACACACAAACUUCUACAUCAAAUUAAAUCAAGUAGAUAAAGCAGAGACUAUACAAUUUGUGCAAUCCCGUCAUGGGUUGCUCUAAAAAGGGUGAUAACCUUUUUAAUUAGCGUGCCCAUAUUCAGUUAGGCCCCGUCUACAAGAUCAAUAUCCCUGAUUAGAGUAUGUACAGGAAUCCUGACUUGUGAAUGAAACUAUUGAUCUGCCCAGAAACUCUUUUUCCAGCCUCUUUGUCUGUCAGGAGAAAGAACAUUAUUGAUUAGAUGAUUAGAGUGAGUGUAACUAAACAGUUUUCAUUAAACUGCAGAACAUAGUCAGAAAAACCGUUUUGUCAUGUGUAACUCUGCAAAUAUACUUCUAACAUAAAGUCUGUGCAGUUUAGUUUAAAAAGGAAGCUGUUAAUAUGGAGGCUCUGUGGUUGAAAAUACAUUAGACAAAGCACAGGAAAAGAGUGAAAGAAAAGUGCAUAAUUUCUCAGAAAACAUGAUUGCAGUCUCAUAGCAAGCACAUCUAAGGACAAGAAGUUGGCUACAACAAAACGGUAAACAUUUUUAACACUUUAUGAUCAUGUGCUGUUUUUUCUAUCGAAGAUGUCAUGUUAGGGAAAUUCUAUAAUGUAUUGUCUAGUUUUCUCUUUUUUUUUCUUCUCAUUUUAAAAUUGUCCUUUUGUGUUGCUGUGUUUUGUCUAAUGUAUUUUCUGCAUCUCAGAGCCUCUGUACUUUAUACUGGACUGUAUUUUAUGACUUGACCCUGUAAAAGGUUGUUGGAUAAUGCCUUUUUACAUGAACGUCAUGAUGAUGUGGACUGUACGUUAUUGUUGUAAAACUGUUACUCGGCAAAUAAAGUACAGUUUAUUUUACCUAUUAAAAUAAGGUGUCACAAAUAAACUUGUCAGUAACAAAA